Messenger RNA from Alternaria infectoria, 2256 nucleotides. RefSeq lists its product as uncharacterized. Gene Ontology annotation, molecular function: ATP-dependent chromatin remodeler activity; ATP binding. The transcript has 12 exons. NCBI's taxonomy places the organism in Eukaryota, Fungi, Ascomycota, Dothideomycetes, Pleosporales, Pleosporaceae. The record is from RefSeq and is a predicted model, not a curated record. Bases 1 to 2256 code for a protein of 751 amino acids.
AUGGCGCUCAAGCACCUACUCAACGACGACGAUGUCGACCAUUUCCACCACGAGAGGCAAAGCCCGUAUCUGAACUGGUGCCAGCAAGAUUCCUUGGAUCAGUUUACAGCAGCUCUACCAACUCAAUCCUGGGAUCAAUACGUAGACGAACUUCUUGGCUCACAAGACGCUCAAUGUGACCCACUACUGGAUGGAGUCGACAUAAAUGGCUCUUUUCAAGAGACGAGCGCCGAUAUUGAAGAAUGGACGACCGGGCAAGCGCAGCAUGAGUCCAUGGAAGAGCAAAAUCUAGCUGGGCAGGAACAUAUCUGUUAUGGCAUGAUCUUCAGGGCCGCUAUUCGCCUCCGAGGUGACAUGGCGGAGCUCCAUCGUAAGCUCAACAACAUUGCAUCAUCCCCGGUCACAGGCCAUGCGCGAAUGGUUGUCAUCAAACCCGAAGCCCAAUUCGUUGUCGCUUUUCCGGAAGGAUUUGUUAUAGGAGAUGUGAACGCGCAGUUAGACGGAGCUUUAACGAGCAUUGCAGAGCAAGGCUAUGAGAUCGAUCUGGAGGUCUUUGCUCCAACGGUGGUCAUCCAGGAGACUAUAGGUCGCGCCACGAAGGACAAAGAAGCCGUAGUAAGAGUACAGAUGAAUGUGUACGGUCCAUCGACAGCCGCUUGCGACAUCGGCAAGGAGUUGUCGCAGCAAAAGAUCUACCUGCAACGCCCUGUGUACAUACGAGAUGGUUAUCGAUACGAGAACCCCCACAUUCUCACCCUCCCUGGCUUCCAAGGCUCGACACCUGAGAUACCAACCAUCGCAGAAGAACCUUUACCUGACAAGGUCGGUCUGCAGACCUUGAGAAGCACCCUCCAAAACGUGUAUUCCUCUUUGACGCGAGAUCGCAACCUGCACGGGUUAGAGGGUGACGAGCGCCUCAACACCGAUCUUUUGUUGCACCAGAAGACAGCACUUUCUUUCAUGAUGCAGCGCGAAGACGGGCCCAUACCAGAGGAGUACACCCUCUGGAGGCCGAGCGAAGAAGAUGGAGUCCACUGCUAUCGUCAUGUUCUGACGAAAGGACGUUCCAUGGUUGAGCCUAAGGAAACCGGCGGUGGUAUCCUGGCAGACGAGAUGGGGAUGGGAAAGACUCUCUCUGUACUAGCCCUUGUACUACGGACGCUAAAUACUGCGCACGAUUGGGCUAUUCGCGUCGAUGAUUUGAACAAUGCGACUUCGGAAAUACCAAAGAAGAGACGCCGCUCUGGAGCGACCUUGAUCGUUGCAUCAUCAGACCUCAUGAUCAAUGAAUGGUUUCAGGAACUAGAUAAGACCAAGCACGAGUUGAGGCAUAUUGAAUGGUAUCGUCUCGUCAUUGAUGAAGCCCACAUUAUACGACGGCAAUCUACCAUCUUGUACCGCACUGUAGCUGACAUCGCGGCCCGAUCGAGGUGGUGUCUGACUGGCACGCCUAUACAAAACCGCCUGGAGGACAUCGGCUCCUUGUUCGCCUUCUUGAGAGUAAACCCGUUUCACAGCUUGUCAAACUUCCGGAAGACGAUUGCUAUACCUUUUGAUGAGGGCGGUAAGAGACGUACCAUUGCGAUUGAGCGCUUCACUCGCCUUCUGGACUCCAUGUGCUUGCGCAGAACCAAGGAUGUCCUGCAUUUGCCGGCUGAGCAGCACCGAGUGAGAGAGGUACCGUUCUCGACAGAAGAGCGAUUGCAAUACGAGCAGACCAAAGAGAUCAUGUUCCGAGCUGUUCGCAACCAGAAUGGCACAUUCGAUCAAAAGAGUACGCUGGGCAUGUUCCAGGUACAACUUCAACUACGGAUUCUCUGCAACCAUGGUACUUGGCAGCAACCUUUCUCCUGGAAUCGUCGCAAACUGCACUUACUGGACGAGAGGGAGGCUUUGGAGAUCUCACUAGGGCGAGACGGUGAGAUCACCUGCUCACGCAUCGACGGCGAAUGCUCCACGACCAAACGCGAACGUAUCUUGCAUCAAUUCACGGAGGACCCCAAUUUGCGAGUACUGAUCAUGACCACCGGCACCGGCGCCGUAGGACUCAAUCUUGCAACCGCAAACCGCGUCUUCAUUGUCGAGCCUCAGUGGAACCCUUCGGUCGAAAACCAAGCUGUGGCACGAGCCCUGCGCCUCGGACAGAAGCAAGCAGUAUUGGUCACACGUUACGUUGUGGAACAGACGGUGGAGCAGGACAUGCGCGCAUUGCAGGACACCAAACUGGAAAGAGCCAAUCUCAUUCAAAGUGGCUGA